CGGGGCGCCGCGGAUCCCCGCCUUUGCCUUCCGAAGCGCGGACUGGAAGCGUUCUUUAGAACGCCCUGCUCCAAAGUCUUUGUUCUGCUGGCUGAACUCUGCGGGCGCUGAACUCACGGUUGUGACUGUUUCUCUUCUGUCAUUUGUGUGGAAAGUGCCACACACACUCCAGAACAACAACGGCUUUUGCUUGCAUAUUCCAGUGUUUCUUUUGUCAGCGAGUUCAGCAAAGUUGUAAUUCUUCAAGUGCCAGCCCUGAGCUGAGUGAGGAGCCACCAGCAGAAAUGGUAAAAAUGACAAAAUCAAAAACGUUCCAGGCUUACCUGCCGAACUGUCAUCGAACCUACAGCUGUAUCCACUGCAGAGCCCACCUAGCCAAUCACGAUGAAUUGAUCUCCAAGUCCUUCCAGGGAAGCCAGGGACGAGCCUACCUCUUUAAUUCUGUGGUAAAUGUGGGCUGUGGUCCAGCAGAGGAGAGAGUUCUUCUGACAGGUUUACAUGCCGUGGCAGAUAUCUAUUGUGAAAACUGUAAAACCACUCUUGGAUGGAAAUAUGAACAUGCUUUUGAGAGUAGUCAGAAAUACAAAGAAGGAAAAUUCAUCAUUGAACUUGCCCACAUGAUAAAAGACAAUGGCUGGGAGUGAAUCAUAACCUUUUUCCUUCUGUUUGGACAAUACUCCGUGGAACGUGUUUUACAAAGACAAUGCAAAGUAAAGGAAGAGCUUGGCUAGAGUGGCCCUGAGAGUAUCACUGAACUCUGAAACCUCACAAAUGAGUAGUGUAGUGUAAGUGGCUAUUUCAGGCCAUGUUUGCCUUUUCUCCUUGUGUAAGUUCCCUUUUUUGUACGUGUAUUAUCGUGUGAACAGUUGUUUUGGAACAUUUUGGAUGACCUUUUUCUAAACUCUCUCAAACUAGAGAAACAGUUCACUAAUUGAAAAUGGAUUUUACUGGCUAGCAUCUGUCUUUGACCUAUGCCUUUAAUGCUACCUUCUGCUGUGCAUGCUCCUUGCCUAAACACCUACACUCCGAUCCUGUAGAAGUUCUAUAUCUGAGAUGUCUGAAAGAAUGUAUGGGAUGGGGUGCAAAUUUCUUAUAUGUAGCAAUUUCUGAUGUAUUUGGCAGUGAAGGGGAUGCAGUAUUGUAGUUACUAAUUUCUUUUUAAAAUUUGAGUGUACCACAACCUGAGUACAUCUUGUAGGUGAGUUGGUUAAAGGUACAGUGCUCAGUUUAAGAAUAUUUCAAUUGCACUGACUGAAAUUAGCAGAUCUUAAGUUGUUAGGAUGAGUAAUGCUAGAGGCUUGGUACCUUAAUGAAAUACCUUAGAAGGAUUUUAAAUCAGUAAUGCUGUAGGACAUGUUCAACUCAGAUCAACACAUCCCCUGAGGAGUUUCCAGGAUAGGAAGUUUAUAAAGUGUAGCUUGCAAGAUAAAAAACAAAACCAGAAAAAUAUAUGCAUCUUCUAUUUUGGGAAAAAAUUAGUUGGUGUAUUAAAAAAAAUUGGUACUGUACCUUUGUCAGUAACAGGGACUUGUGCAUUGGUAGGGUUCUAUGGCUGGUUCCAUGUAACUGUGUAGUCCUAAUGCGCUGGACAAAGAGGUUGAUAUCAAGGAAACUCGUUGAAGUAUUCUUCUGCUACAUUUGAACAAAAAUAUUUAUUUUUAUGAGAGAUGGUCAGAGCCUAUGAGAUGAAAAUUAGUAUGCUGCAUGUAGAAAGAGAUGGUAAUAGGAGGGAAGGGGAGUUUGACUCAUUUUUUCAUAAAAUAAAUUAACAAGGUAGUUUUUAAAAUGUGAGGGCGGGGGGACGGGGUUUCUUGGUUUGCUGGCUAAAUCAUCCCCAAGUACAUUUUUAUAAUAAAAAUUUAUAUGAAACUUACCCUCUCUUUUGAUCUCCCACUAUUUCUUAACUGGAAUGAGUUAAUAAGAGAAUCUCCUAGAAGGUGUAUGUAUGAUAUUAGAUGUUGGUGUUUGUGCAUGCACAUUCUCAACUUUUAAAGAAAUGCUCUACGUAAAUUUGCUGACUUUGUUUUCAAACUGAACAGUCUCUGAAGGCCGUUUGAGUUUUAAUCCUCUUAAUGCUUGUGGACAACGUGUUUGGGGAGAAAAAUCUUUUAACACUACGUGAAGACUAGACCUGAACAAGACAGAAGCCUUGCAAUACAAAAUCAUUGUCUUUCAAAAACAUUUCUGAUAUGGGACCUGCACAGUUUAGUCCUAGGUGCCAUUGCUGCUGGUAUGUUUUUGGGAAUCUGAUAGGCUUUCUGAAUUCUGCUGCACUUUAGAAAUUUUGUCAUGCAUGAAACAAUAUGCCAAUGGGUAGGGGCAAUACGGAUCUUCAAAACCAGCCUUCCAAUCCUUGUGGAGAGGAGUGAGAAGAGAGUUCUCCCGUGUGCAAACGUUCUCUGCAGGCUGGCUAAACUGCAUUCAAGACAUUGUAAUGAUCUAUAGCUGUGAGUUACAAGUGUAAGAAUUAGGGGAGUAGUUGAAGCUGUUGGGUUUCAGUCCAGAGACCUGAGGUGAUUUGAUCUACCUGGAUUUUGUGGCUUACUUGUUGCUACGUCAUGUUCACAAAUAAGGUCAGGCUUCAAAGUCUAAUUUUAACAGUGUCUUUGAUGCAAGGUGGACUUUGGUGUUGCCUGUUUCUUGAUGUUUUUGACUUGGAGUUCUUGAGACUUUUUUCCUCCAUUGUAACGUCUGUUGCCAACAACAACAAAAGAAGCACUAAAAUUUUUAUCUGCAGAAGUUUGUGUUGGCUUCAAAGUCCAGUUGUAAUGUUAGUAGUUGUGAAGACGCUUAUGUGAAGUUAGUGCAUCUUUGAGCUUCUUGUAUUUCCUGGUUUGUUGAAGUACACUGGACUGAAGACAAAAGUGAUAGCUGCUUUUCAGUAGAGAGUUGAAAUUAGAGAAGGUAUGUAAAGUAGUAAAGAUUUUUCUCUAUAAAAUCGGGGGUUGGCUCUCUUAGUUAAUCCUGUCUGUAAUACAGUCCGAUUCAUAUUUAGAAAUUCAACCUCUUUCUUCAGUGCAUUAUUUGUAUUUUAAACUGGACAUUUUCACCAAAACCUUAAUUAACUUUGAUGCCAAAGGUUGAGACUUCGUCAAGUGCUUUUAGCACGUAGAGCUUCAGACUACUGGCAUAAAGAGUUAAUGAUAUAAAUGUGACUUCUAUGGCUUUUAAGAGAACCAAACAAAGCAAUAUUCUUUUUGGUCUUUUAAGAGUGGAUGCUUAGAAGGAGUAGAACUAACACAGAAUUGCUAUUUCAUGCUGCCAUGUAACGGUCGGUUAGAUUCAUUCUAUUGAAGAACAUGUGAAUUUUUCUUCUCGUGUUGCUUGGGCAAUGUCAGUGAUUAUUUUCUCCCCUGGUAAAGAUGUAGAGUGUUCCUGUUGUUGGUUUUGGUGAAAGUAGGAUCCAGAUAGCAAUGGCUGCUGGCUGAUGUGAAGAGGUCAGUCUGGUCACUGAACCCUCCAGCAGUCAUUUGACAGAAAAAUAAACUUACUUGAAAAAACAUUUUACUAAAGCAUUUCCCCUCUAACCAAUUUUUGUAAUAUAUUAAAGAUUAUAUUUAAAGUUUGUAUGUGUUCGCUCUCAGCAAGUUUACUUCCCCUCCAACUUGAGCACUUUUGUUACUUGUACUGGUUAUUUUUAUUGUUGGUCUUAACAUUUAUUUUGUAUUUUGUUUUUUACAAACUGUAACAAAAAGCUUUUGUGAACCUUUGAUUCUUGCUGGCUCUUUCUUGGACCAAAUGAACUGACUAUGAGCUGGCUUAGAAGAAAUGUUCAUUGGGAUGCAUAGGAAUUUGCUAGCAGAAAUGUACAUGUAUUGAAAGCUUUCUUCCUCUGAAAUGCUCAAGCUGCGUCUGUCAGAAAGUAAUUAAUCAUUAUUUCACACGACUGUGAUGUGACCACGCUUCCAGUCUUGGUUCAAAAUAAUGGCUGGAACAAAGGUGUUCCAGGACUGACUCUGAACACCAGAACUGCUCUCUGGUUGGUCACCCUAACCACCUUUUUGAUUAAGGAAGGGCAAAAAUUUCAGUUAAAUUGCAAAUUUGCUGUGACUUAAGCUGCAGAAUUUAGUGAGGGGUUGCCAGCCCAUCAGUCUAACCACUAUUGCUGCCUACUCUCAGCAAUUUACUCAUCUAAAUUUUAUCUGCCAGUUCAGAUGGCUCUUUUCCUUCAGUCGUUGCAAGCUGUACAAUGGCAAACUGCAUUAACUGUGCUGCAAUUCAAUCUUAGCUUCACACCAGCAAGGCCUGGUACAGGUGUGAGAGCGGUGCGCCCUGCGUGCUUGCAGUCUAGGAAUCUGCAGGAGUAGAGAGGGAAAACAGUCUGCAAGAUUUCUUUAAAUUUGGAUCUGAUCUCAGAAGAGCUGACAAAGUCAUCGCUGUGCCCCAAAACCAAACGGUCAUCUGUAGCUCUUAGCAGUGGACCAGGAGUGCAGGAGCUCCUUAACGCUGUGUCCCAUCUUGGUGCACGUAAUGCUUCCUCUGAGCAGUGCUUGUACAGAGCUUUUUCUGCACGCUCAUCUCAGCAGUCAGAUGGCAGCAGCAGCGUCCUGGAGAGUCACAGACCAAACUUCUGCCAUCUCCAUUCUUUACUGGUGGAGAUGAGUGGAAGAAGCUGACAAAUUGUUGUUAAACUUUUUGGACAUUCUAUUGUACUUCAUUUAGACUCAUGUUAAGCCAACAAGCGGUCUGAACACUGCUGUAAAAGGAAGGGAGGCUGCAGAGGUUCCUUCUAAAAGGACUGUUAGAAAUGGUUUCAGCCUAAAGCACGAGUCAUCCGACGGCGCUGAGUCGUGCCUCACUGUUCCUCAAACUCCUUACAAUGCUUUCUUUUACAGGUGACAUGGCUGUGUUGCUGUUUUGUCCUAGCAAUACUGUACAUCAUUUGUUGUUUCACUAUAUUGUAUCUCGAGGUAUCACAAUAAAAGCUUUCAAUUGUUUUGUUGA
Messenger RNA from Meleagris gallopavo (turkey), 4944 nucleotides. It is a transcript of the gene YPEL1, whose product is annotated as yippee like 1. NCBI's taxonomy places the organism in Eukaryota, Metazoa, Chordata, Aves, Galliformes, Phasianidae. The record is from RefSeq and is a predicted model, not a curated record.